Xyrichtys novacula (pearly razorfish) is the source of this 8721-nucleotide messenger RNA. NCBI's taxonomy places the organism in Eukaryota, Metazoa, Chordata, Actinopteri, Labriformes, Labridae. The record is from the annotation of a GenBank genome assembly.
GACGUCUUCUCACGCUACGGAAGCCUGGAACAGACAAUUCAUCCUGCCAGCCGCCAGCACUCCAGUUGGUCAGGUAUCGUGGUAGUUUUCAGCAGAUUGUGUGGGACAUGUAGUUAUAACUAAGGUUUGUACUCACUCUGCUGUCAUCAUGUUUAUCAUUUUUUAUAGCGUAAUAGCGUUUCUGCCUUUGUUAGCCACGUUGAAGAGCUAGAAAAGGUUUAUUUUCAGCCAAACGGCUAAGCUAAUAUUCUUUAUUAUAAACUCGCAUCAAAUCUCCUCUUUUGUUUACACCAGAUUGACUGAAUUUGACACCAAACACAGUUUUGUAGGAAAAUACACCUUAAACCUUUCAUUAAAAUAUAUUCCUGUGGGGAAUUAUAUUUUAGAUAACCAUGCUUGCACAUCAUACUGUCAAAAUUGUGAUUUUUACGCGUAUGAACCAUAGAGGAAAAAUAUAUUGACAUGUAUUGUGGUUUAAGUGAUAGAAAGAUACAUAAAACUUGAUUUCUUUGUCAAUAUUUUUGGAAAAUCAGGGAGAGCUGUAAUUAUGUUGAUAUCUAAUACAAAUACUCAAUACACCUUGAUGAACAACUCAUGUGCAUAUCACUAAUCUAUCAGCUUAGCGAGUAGACACUCUGAAAUGAAGGACUGGUUUGUUAUCAUGUUGUAUGAUAUUCUGUAUUUGACUUAAGGUCCCUUUUCUGCUUUGGAGGAUUGCUGUGUAAAGACAAACUCUCCUGAUGACUGCAGGGAUGGCUCUGGAGCAGCUCAGUGAUGUGGUCCAGAAAUGUGUAAGUCCUGCAAAUACACACUCAAUACAGUGGAUAUAAAAAGUCUACACACCCCUGCUUAACUGCCAGGUUUUUGUCAUGUAAAAAAAAUAAAUCAAGAUAAAUAAUUUCAAAGAUAUCAGUCAGGUGAGGGCUACAAAAGAAUUUCCAAGGAAUUAAAUAUACCAUGGAACACAGUAAAGACCGUCAUCAUCAAGUGGAGAAAAUAUGACACAACGGUGACAUUACAAAGAACAGGACGUCCGUCCAAAAUUGAUGAUAAGACAAGAAGAAAACUGGUCUGUGAGGCUACCAAGAGGCCGACAGCAACACUGAAGGAGCUGCAGUAACAACAAUCUCCUGCUGUCUUCAUAUGUCUGGGCUAUGGGGUAAGGUGGCAAGACGGAAGCCUUAUCUUACAAGGAAAACAUCAGAGCCCAGCUUAAUUUUGCAAAAAGACAUCUAAAAUAUCCCAAACGCAUGUGGGGAAAUGUGUUAUGGUCUGAUGAAACCAAAGUUGAACUUUUUGGGCAUCACUGCAAAAGGUAUAUUUGGCGCAAAAUCAACACUGCUCAUCACCAAAAGAACACCAUACCCACAGUGAAGCAUGGUCGUGGCAGCAUCAUGCUUUGGGGCUGUUUUUCUUCAGCUGCAACUGGUGCCUUAGUCAGGGUGGAGGGGAUUAUGAACAGUUCCAAAUACCAGUCAGUGUUGGCACAAAACCUUCAGCCUUCUGCUAGAAAGCUGGAGAUGAAGAGGAACUUCAUCUUUCAGCACAACAAUGACCCAAAGCACACAUCUAAAUCAACAAAAGAAUAGCUUCACCAGAAUAAGACUGAGGCUUUGGAAUGGCCCAGCCAGAGUCCAGACCUGAAUCCCAUCGAACAUUUGUGGGGUGAUCUGAAGAGGGCUGUGCACAGGAGAUGCCCUCGCAAUCUGUCAGAUUUUGAGCAGUUUUGCAAAGAAGAGUGGGCAAAUAUUGCCACAUCAAGAUGUGCCAUGCUGAUAGACUCCUACCCAAAAAGACUGAGUGCUGUAAUAAAAGCCAAAGGUGCUGCAACAAAGUUUUAGUUGAAGGGUGUGCAUAUUUAUGCAACCAGGUUAUUUAAACUUUUCAAUGUUUUAUUUUUCCCCUUAAAGGUUUCAGUUUGUUUUUCAAUUGCAUUGUACAGGUUAUAGGUCACAUUAAAGGUGGAAAAAUGUGAAAAUAUUUAUCUUGCUGUGAUUUUCUUACAUCAUGAAAACCUGGCAGUUGAACAGGGGUGUGUAGACUUUUUAUAUCCACUGUACAUGCAUCCACACAUGCAUCCAUAAGAAUAUGAACUAUUUCAUGGUAAGAAAUUUUGGCCCUUUUUUAAAGGCAGAUCUGUUUUGUACUUAAUACUGAGUGCUUCUUUUGGUUACCAUUAACACUCAUGCAUCACUGAAAAAAGUGCUCCUGUGUUGUAAGUAGUGGUCAACUGAUAUCACUUUUUCUAUUGCUCAUGCCGAGACUGAUAAUGAAAGAGCAGGUCAACUGACAACUGCUAAUUAAUCUUGUAGUUGUUGUGAUUUUUACCUGCAUUUAACAAACAAAUGAGAAAAAAAAUCAAAACUCGGGUGAAUAUUUUAUGAGAAUAAUCAAAAAGAGAAAAUAUUUGGUGCUGUAAAAUACCACCAUGGACUUUGGGAUUUCUGUCCAGCCAUCUGAAAACCUUUUAAAUAGCAAAAAAUACAAGGUAAAUAUUUUUGUAAUUAAAAUUUCAAAAUAAAGUCAUGUAGAAAUCCAUAUUUCAAUGCACAUUAAAAUCUGAGAUAAGUGGUUUUCUUAGCGAGCAACAUGUUUUAGAUGGGCUUUUAAUUGAUGAAAAGAGAAAUACAUUAGCAGAUUAUUUCAUUGAAAGGUUGUAAAGCGGUUUUUGCUUUGAGAAAAACGCUAAUGAUCAUUAAAAUGUCUAAUUUUCUAUCUUAUCUAUUUAAAUAUUAAAGGAUUCCUCGCUGCAAUAAGAUCUUUUUAUUUAUUUAUUCCUGUGAUUUGCCUUUCUUCCCAACAGCAAGCACUCCCUGAUGACAACUACACCACAGAGGAUCAUGACGUCUUCACCAUCGCUGGGCGGACCUGCAUAGAGGAAGGACACAGCGCUCAGGUGCUCAGUAUUGUCUUGGAUGAGAAGAACCAGGUAAAGCUGAUGAUUCUUUCACCACAAAGACUUGUUCACACUUGAUGGGCUCCAUAACACUUGUCUGUCUCUCUGUCUGUCUGUAGGACAUAGUGAGAUCGAUGGGUUGGAACCUGCUUCCUCCACUGAUCCAGGUCCUUCUGAAGAAAGAAGACAAAAACCUUCCUCAGUGCUUGGCUAUUCUGAACCACCUACUGCAGGUUAGUUUAACCUCAAAGUUAAUGUUAGGAAUAUGUUGAUCUGAUUGUCAGAGUUGAUGAAAUGUUUGGAUGUGAUAAAAUGUCUGAUCCAGUGAUUUAGCUAGCGGUGUGCAGAUGCUGAAUGCCUUGAGUACCGGGGUGAAAUUGUGAAAUUUGGCGCAAAAUCAACACUGCUCAUCACCAAAAGAACACCAUACCUACAGUAAAGAAUGGUCGUUGUAGCAUCAUGCUUUGGGGCUGUUUUUCUUCAGCUGGAACUGGUGCCUUAGUCAGGGUGGAGGGAAUUAUGAACAGUUCCAAAUAUCAGUCAAUGUUGAAAUUUUUAGACCUGCAGACCCAAAGAGCUGCUGAUUGGUCUCUUGGAGCAACUGGAGCAUGAUGACCCCAACACCAUCGCAGAAAGCAUCCAUCUACUGUUGAACCCGCUGCAGAAAGGUAUAAAAUACUUUGUUAAAAAAAACUACUUGAAACACCUAAAAUAUAAAUAUAAUCACAUCUCAAGCCGAGUCAUUUCUGUUUCCCCUGUAAGUGCUGCUGUGCCUGGGCAGUCGCAAGGCAUCCUCACUGGGCAUGACCCUGUCCUCAGUGCUGGACCAGGUAGCCAAACUUCCUCUACCCCAUACUAAGGAGCAAGAGGAGGAUGAUGUCUUCUUGCUUUGCCGCUGCUGCACUGAUUUAACAGAUUUUGUCAGACCCUUUGUGCACGAGGCCAGACUGAACACCUUAAACUGUAACGAGAACACAGAGAACAUGGAAGGUGAACCAGGCAAGGGAAAGGAGGAUGAGCUGCAAACGGAGCUGCUAAAGUUGUGAGUGAAGGAUUUGAAAUGUCUUGACAAAAUACAAGUGAGAAAUGUAAUUGAAGUGUGUGAUUUGUGUUGUGCAGCUGUAUGAAGAGUCUAAAUCACCCCCUGUUGGAGGUACAACUCAGAGAUCCGGACACUCUGGCAGUGUCUCCUCUCAGAAAUUUCGCCACAGAGAUUUUGGUAUAGAAACCAUCCUUUUACUACCACUUAAUAUGUCUAUAAAGAGUGAUAUCUUCAUGAUUUAAAUACAAAAACAAGACUUUAAACUCAGGUUUUUCAUAUUUUCAUUUUGAAUAUGAUCUAAAGUGUGACUCAAUUUCUCCGUCUGUGUUUGUACAGAAAUCCCUCGGUGCGAUUGGAGAGUCCCUCCCUGCUCUUGUGUUUCAGCCUUUGCUUAAGAGAAAACAGGUUCCAGGCUUUUUAGAGGAGGAGGUGCGUUAUCCCAAAGAGUCUUUGGCUAGCCUGGCUCACCUGGUUUUUGUCCAUCACCUGACUGCUGAUACAUUCCCCAGUGUUUUCAGGUAAGUUAAGAUAAUCAGUCAAUCCCAUUGAAGUUCUCUGAUGGGCUGUGCUCUCUAAGGGAUUAAUGCUUUUUUGCUUUUUAAAUCCCUGCAAAGUGAAAAAAAAAGAUUCUGUUUUUUCACAGAGCACAUGCUAAAGGUCAAAUGCUCCACAAACUGGGCUGCAGAACACAUGGCAUCUAUCUAAUGCUAUUGGUGUCUAUUUGAAUGAGUAGUUGUACGUCAAUUUAGGACACUCACGGUCACUCGAGUGAAGUUUCCUCUGUUUGCUGAGAAUUUGUGCUGAAUACUCCACAUUAUUUAAGAAAAAUGACACACAAACUUUCCUAUGAUCCUGACAUUUCCACCUCUGGAUGACCUGACAAUAAUGUCUAAAAAUAACAUCUGUAAAUAUAACUGUGGUGUAUUAAAAGGGAGUAAAACCAUAUGUGUGGGGAGGUUCCAAAACCGUUACUCAUAGUGGAUUAUAUUAUUUGAACAACUUCUACUGCGUUUGUUAAAUGUCCAAAUGUGUAUCACAUCUUUGAAUUUUAAAACAGUGAAGAAAACAAACGGUGCCCUCUCCCUCUGCCCUCUUCAGCUCAUCAUCUGUAUGUAGAGAUAAGCUCUGCCAAGAUAAGAGUCAGGUCUACAAAAUCAGACACAAAACAAGAGCAAACUGCACAGGACCGUAAAAUGUUCCAUAUAUGGAUUCGUACUGAAAUAUCAUCAGGACAAUAUUCUCCAUGAUUUAGACCUUGAGUUGUAGGAGACAGUGAUUGAAAUUUUUUGCACAGUUCUUGGUGUCUGUUGUGAAUGAAGUGCCAUCUAAAUGUGUCUUGGAAAAACCCUGCACAAUACUGUGACUGUUAAUCUCUCUGACUCUCUGUAUUACAGCCCCGUGUUCAUUCUGCGGUCAAACAUGGAGCACAUUAACCUUCUUCUGUCAAAGUGAGUAGACGACACAGUUUACAAUGCAACUUAAUGGUACUCAAGAUAAAGUCAGAGUGAAAAAGUGAAUUAGUUUACCAUUGAUCUUGUUUAGUCCAUAUGUAUUUUGUAUUUUAACAUGAUGUAAUCCAAGCAAAUGGGCCUUAUGUCUUUCUUUUCUUAUAUAUUAUACAAGUGUUUCUAUUAAAUGCUUCAGGAUUUCUGAAAAUUUAAAAUUUGGAAUGGAAAAAGUUUAGAAAAAUUUCUAAACCUUAGUUGACAGUCAAGAAUAUGUUUACAUUUUAAAACACAAAGUCAAAUUUAUAACACAGUCAAACGAAAUAUUUUUAUCAAUUUGUAAUUUUUUAUGAUAUCUUUAUGAUUAUAUUAAUGAAAUAGACUGAAAUGACAAGCAUCGCAGAAAGUGCUCUGUCCACAAGGGGCACAAAUAUCUCUUUGCAGGAGCUUUAAAUUGAUACUUGAAAAUUACAGACUUGUAUUCACAGGUUCAUGUUUGUGUUCUUGCUGUUUUUAAGCUGAGCUGCAUUAAUUGAAACCUGACUGUCAUUUUAUUGACAGAACUGAUGAGUCAAGGAUACAGAAAGGACUGGUGAGUCAAAUUAAAACAUUGAAUUCAAAACAACUUUGAAAAGAUUAUGCUUAAGUGAGGGCAGCUCUACAAAAUCAGCAAAUGUAGCUUGUGACGUCCAAAGCUUUUCUUGCUGUAAUGAAAAACUGGCUUGUAGAAAUGUAUGGGUUCACUUUUAAAGCUUGUUGAAUUUCUUUGGAAACAUAGCAGCUCAUAAACAUUUUUUUUGCUCUGACUGAGAGUCCUCAGAUGUCACAUCUGUGAUUUUAUUUCUGUUUCACGGUCAAACAGGAGUUGUAUGAAAAGAGUCUGGUGCGUGUGGAGAAUAACAGCUUGCCUGCAGAUCUGCUAGAGAUCAAAACCUUACUCACGGUCCCACAGGUGAGCCGUUAUUUUUUAUUUUUAGUUUGCUGUGUUUCUGUUGGAGUGGAGAUGAAUUAAUCUGUAUUUUAUGUCACACUUCACUCUGAUUGUGGCUUUGUCCUUCCAGAAUCUGGUCAAGGUGAUGACGAUGUGUCCACAGCAUGAUUUGGUAAGAAUAAAAUGGACACUUUAUUUCACUUUUCCUGGGAAUUAUGUUACGCUAGCUUUGUAAGCUGUCUGUCACAGCUUUUGUAAUAAAUCUGUGGGUAAUGGACUGUUUGUGCUUCUUCUAUUAUGUCAGCUUUGAUUCACGUUUUUCAGAUGUAUUCUUAAUUCUCAUAUUUUCGUCUUUUUAACAGAGAACCAGAGGGCUGAAGAUUUUCCAGUUGAGCAUCGAUAAGUUUGAUACAGAAGCCAAGUACAAUUUUUUACAGUGAGCUCCACAUUUAACUCCUUAAAAUCAUCAGAACUUUGUCUCCGAUCCACCCUUUAGCAUAUUGACCUUUACUCAUGGUCAUGUUUUAGGUACAUGCUGAACGUCAGUCAUCACUCAGGAGUCGAAGGCUACAUCAUCAAAAACAUCAAGAAUCAGAUCGACCACGCACUGCAGGUGAGAGGGCACCUUGAAUUUUUACCUGACUCAGCUCAAUUGAACUUUGGUUUGAUGCAGCUACAACUACGUCCGUGUCUGUGCAGAGCGUGCAUUUCUAAAAUUGUCCCUCUUUGUGCCUUUAGCCAGGUAACAGCAACAUCUGGUUUGAGGGAGUCCACCUGCUGCCUCUGCUGCGCAAAGUCUUCAGUCUGCCAGACGGCCCAGAGACCGACCUCCUGCAGUAUCUGGACCGGUCAGGACACACGUCACAUCCAUAGUAGCUUAUGUCUAUACCCCAUUCAUUAGCUACAGGGUGUAGGGUACUUGAACCCAGCAUGCAUAGAGGGAGAAGAGGGUACAUGUAUAUGCUGUUAAAUAUUGAAAAAUUAGGGGUGCUGUGCUUCAGUCCUGGUCACAAGAUUGACUCACCAUACCGGCAUUAUUUGGUGCAUUUCUGCAGAUGGUGCACUCUGCCCCCCCCUUCCCCACAUUUCAUAUCUCACUGCUUUUAUUAGAGCUGGACCCAUCAUAUAAAAAAACAUCAACCUCAGUCACUUCUUUCAUUUUGUGAACAGAAUCAUGGAGUCCCUGAACCUGCUGCGUUACCUCAUCAUCAGAGACAAAGUGACAGAGAACCAGGUCAGUUUCUCAGUGACACUGCGUAGAGAUUUGACUGUUUUCACUGUGAAUUAGUUACAUCCCGCCUUUCUGAUUCUGUGAGUACCAUCAGUAGAUGCUGUUCCUGCUGUAUCUCACCGUAGCUUUUCUGUUUUUGUUCUGAUCUCACAGACCGGGAUCUGGACAGAGCUGUAUAAAAUAGAAGAUAAAUUCAUCAAGCCCCUGCGUGUCGGUGUGAACAUGUCAAGAGCUCACUAUGAGAGGGAGCUGCACAAUACCAUGGAAAUCAAGAAGAACAAGGUCAAAGGUCAGGCCAGCACUCUCAGAUUUAGAAAGUAAGAGAUUUGAUUUAGCAGAUGUUUGGAGGACUCUAGAAAAUCACAUUUGGAGGUAAAUCUGGUUGUGAUAAGGAGAGAAAACAACCCACUAGUCAUGUUGUAAAGUACAGUUGUGUAUUGACAUUAUGAAUGUGUGUUUUCCACAGAAAACUCAGUGCUGUCUGUGAGUGUUGGUGGUGAAGAGCUGCCAAACAUGACAUCAGAGUCCCAGAUUGAGGUCAGCCACUGUUUCAUUUUCAUAAAACAAUGAAAUGGGAUUUUGCAGCUCUGACCUGAUUGAACGUGUAAUGUGUCCUUUCAGGCUCUGCACUCAGCCCUGCACACAUUCGACAUGAUCGAGAGUGUAUUAGUGCGAGUAGAGGAGCUCGCCGAGGUGAAGGAAACUCUUUAGGCUGAGAGCUCCACAAGCAGAGAUCUUCAUCACCUCAGGGGGCGACAAAGAAACUGAGCCUUUAACCGUCGAUGUACAGUAUGUUGUUGAAGUUAAAGCAGAUGUUAUGGAUGAGUCAUCGGACAUAAAACGAUGGACUUUGAAAUGUUGCAGUGUUUGUAAUACUCACAAUGACUGGACAGUUUGUAUCUCUUCUGUAAUAAAUGUUGAUUUUUGUACACUCAGUUUGAAUACAAGAUUGUACUGUUUGCUUUGAUACGUUUUAUACUCUUAAAAAAAAAGUUGUAAUUUUGUAAAUUUAAAAGGGCCACCUGGUGUGUAAUGAGAAUACUGCAAAUGUUAAUUUAGAGUACAAAGUCCACAAAGACAACUAAAAACUUUUGUCAGAGAACAGUAAGAAAAUAGAACUGUAUUAUAGUUUCAUCGUUGAUUAAAAUAUGUUUACUUUUUAUACACAGAAACAAA